AUGUCGCAUAUUAAACUAUAUAAUUCUAUAUUAAUAUUUUUGUGCAUUACGUCGAACAUAUUUUCAGUUUUAUCGGAAUUAUCAGAAUUAUCAAAACUAGAGGAUGCUGUGUAUUUUGAAUUACGUUGUUGUAUAUUUACAGUUAUUGAUCAUUUGUCAUAUAGUAUUAAACUGCAGCGUGAUAUGGAUUUAAUUCUGUAUGGAUAUUUGGUUCCGUCAGCAGCUACAGAAACAAAAACAGAUAUGUACAUGAGUGUAUUUUAUAUUUAUACGAACUGUUCGUUUGCUGAAUGGCUUCAGAAUAAACUAUUUAAAUUUAUCGAAAAAUUCCCAAUAUUUUAUCAAACGAAAUUUCAAAACACUAAUAAUAAUGAAUUUAAUAAACCUUUUGUAAGACCAAAUCAAAUUGAUAAAUUAAUUGAAAUCGACUCUUUUGUUAAACGCUCCAUAAAUAUUUUACUGCCCAAUUUUGUACAUCUCACUGAUCCCAGAGAUUAUGAUACGUCGUUAUUAAAAACGAUGUUAUUACUACAUUUAAAAAUUCAUUUUUUGACGCUUCCUUCAGAUACCAAACAACCGCCAUCAGAUGAUGUAGUAGUUCGUUCAAUUCUUAAAAUAAUGAACUUAAUUCAAACUUUCAUGGCCACGAAUUGUGAUGUUCACACUUAUAAUAAAAAAUAUUUUAACGAUGAUACAUAUUUUAUUAAAUCAUCACAUUUCUUCGAUUUCUGGAUAACAAAAUCAGCUGACAAAAAUGUCGUCAUUGAAAAGGUUUUAAAAAUUAUAGACGAACUGGGUUUAGAAGAUAGUAACAAAUAUUGUAAUACAGACCAAAUGUUGUUGAUAAAUGUUAUCGCCGAGAACCCGGAUCAUCCUGUUUUAUGGGAGAUUUCUCACGCAGAAGUUUAUACAAAUUCUAAAACAAUUAAGAUUUACCAACUAAUACAAAAAAUUGAAAAACGUGAGUGUGACCUUGAACUAAUAUUUUGGUAUCAGGAAUCAAUUUUUUAUGCAAUUGUGAAAUUAACAUACAAUAAGAUAAUAACGGCUUUGCAACAAGGAACUCUUCUCAAGCCAGAAGACAUUGUUAAGUCAAUACCAAAAUUCAUAGAAUUGCCGACAGAUGUCACUGAUUAUUUUACGAGUGGAAUAUAUGAUACCGAUGUAAAGAAUGAACAGAUUAAUAAUGAUAAUAUUAAAGAAAAAUUGAUUAAAAAGAUUACUGAUCUUCGUGACUCGAUUACCAAUAUAAUUUUAGAAACUUAUAAUACAACUGAAAAUCAAGACGUAUCUAAUUUAGAUGAAUUUACAACAUAUAUGAAUUCAAACAGUGAAAAGUUUUACUGUUACAUUUCGGUGUGUAAAUUCUUACGCAAAGAAUUCACUAAAUAUUACAUACCAUUCAUAAGAGAUGUGCCAAAAGUUGAACACAUUGUGUACGAGGAUGUUAAAAUCGAUGAAAUCGUUCAAUCCGAUGUGGAUGAUAAACUAACGGAUAGUAGCAGGUGUCAAUAUGUAAGAGAUUUGUACAGUCUCUGUCUCGAAGCAACCACAUUUUUAAAAAUGGCUUUCGGCAAAGAAGAUGCUGUGAGGAACGAAUACGCCAAGCAAGCAAGUAUAAUUUUGACAACGAUUAGAAAACGGUCCAUUGAUGUGAUUGAACGGUGUACGUACAAAGACUGUAGGGACCUUUUAAAAGUGUCAUACCAUAUUUAUGUUGUCUUGAAUCCAAAACACACAGAUCAUUUAAAAUCUAGUCAAGCGCCGAUGUUCAUGUCAUUGAUAAUGUCUAUUUUAAAUAGUUAUGGUAUUGAUCACUGUAGUCCACCAAAGUUCAAUUUCUUGUUAUUGAAUAGUACAUAUCUCGAGGCUAUAGGCAAUGAUGAUGUACUUAAUAAACGUUUAAAUUCAUUUGUGCAAAGCCUUGAGAUUUACCGAAACAUACCGAUGGUUGCAAACUACUCAACUUUUUUAAAUAUUGACAAUUUUUAUAAAACAUAUCUUGAAGAAACGGCUUUGUUCACUAAAUACAAACACAAGUUCAGUUUUUUUUACAAAGGUGAAAGGAAGUAUAUUGAUGAAAUUUACAAGAACAUAACUGCAAUUAAUUUGGACCCUUCGCAUGUGUUCAAAUUGUAUGAUAUAUAUUUCAAAUUUGUUCUUGUGUCGGUAUUUUACAAAGUUUGUGUCUUCGCUCAUUAUUCAGUCAUUCCAAAUCAUCCCAAAAAGAAUCUAUUGCGGUUUGAUGAUUGUGAUGACUUUCACCAUCAAUAUAAGAUGUUACUUAAUAUUGAAAAUUUUCCCUCAAAUUUAUCGUUACUUGUAUCUAUUGUUGAUCAAUUUUCUUCAAUAGUAUAUGAUCUAUGUUAUCAAAGAGCAGAGAUAACCAAAAAUUACCUCCAAAAAAAUAAAUCUAAAGGAGAAAUACCACAUUUUAAAGUGUUUGGCAGAGAAUGCGAUUCAGAUAAUCUGUAUUUAAAAGUAGGCAAAGUAAAAGAACAUACAGAAAAGCAAUUUGAAAAAUUUGGUAUAUUCAUAACAAAAAUAAUAGAAGAAAUUCAAGAAACGCCUGAAAAGCCGAAAACCAUAACUGAAAAAUUAAAAGCUAUUAGGAAACCAAUAAAAACACAAUUGUUAGAAAAAGUUUUCGAAGAUAUGACAGUGGAUACUUGCGAAUUAGUCAAGGCUGCAAACAAAAUGCUCACAAAACUCAUAAUCAAUGUUUAA
Molecule: messenger RNA, 2727 nt
Organism: Macrosiphum euphorbiae (potato aphid)
Lineage: Eukaryota; Metazoa; Arthropoda; Insecta; Hemiptera; Aphididae
Source: the annotation of a GenBank genome assembly